UUAGACUACACCAUUCCAAAAUGGAUGAAGACCGGUUCAAUUGCCGAAUAGAGAUGAAGAACGCAAGGCUAGACCGUCGACGUUUUGUACUUUCUUCUUUCUUCUUCAUCUUGUUUCUUUGUUUCUUGGCUUCCAUCAAUGAAGUCCGAUUUGAUAGCCUGGUGAAGUUUGGUCAGUGUGCUCUAGCCAGCAGCAUGCACUCACAAUCUUUCAAUUCAUCGUCGGAUCAAAACUUGUCGGCCGCCUCGAAUGCUAGCGCUUCCACCUCAGACGACAUCCGAAUCCUCAUUGGCAUCCUAACAUUACCGGACCAAUACCAGCGCCGCAACUUCCUCCGCCUCAUCUACGGCACACAAGAAGCUCCAACGGGUGUCAAAGUCGACGUCAAGUUCGUGUUCUGUAAUCUAACAAAGGAAGACCAAAAGGUACUGGUUGCACUAGAGAUAAUGCGUUACGAUGAUAUCAUAAUCCUCGACUGCAAAGAGAACAUGAACAAGGGUAAGACUUAUACAUACUUCUCAAGCUUGCCAGAAAUGCUGAGCGACGCAAAUGGUCCUUACCCUCCAUAUCAUUAUGUCAUGAAAGCCGACGAUGAUACCUAUUUUAGGGUGAACAAUUUGGUGGAGUCUUUAAGGCCAUUGCCUCGAGAAGAUUUGUAUUAUGGUUAUGUUAUUCCAUGUCCUAGCAUGGACCCCUUUAAGGAUUACAUGUCAGGAAUGGGAUAUUUGAUUUCUUGGGACAUAGUGGAGUGGAUUAGGGAAUCAGAUAUCCCCAAGAACCAUUUGGAAGGGCCAGAGGAUAAGACUUUUGGGGACUGGAUUCGAGAAGGUCAUCGUGCCAAGAAUAGGUACAACGCCAAGUGGUCGAUGUAUAACUUUCCCGAACCGCCCACUAGAUGUACGCACGAGCUUUGGCCGGAUACGAUCGCGGUUCAUUUGUUGAAGAACCAGGAGAAAUGGAUUCGGACAUUGAAGUAUUUCAAUGUCACUGCUCAUUUGAAACCAUCGAAAUUGUAUCAUAUACCUUAGGUACUAAUCUAUAUUUCGCAUACUAUUUUGCUUAAUUAUGAUCAUUAUAUAUAUAUAUUCUUUUAUCCGAUCGCACAAUUUGAUCGAUGGAUACAAUCUAAUCAUCUUGAUCAGAUUUAUAGUUCAUGUUUUAGGUAUUUCAAAUGUGAAAUUCCCUUCCUAUAGGCACUUCAUGAGGCCUCAUAGUAAAGAAAAAUAUGAUUUAUUUUU
Messenger RNA from Juglans regia (Persian walnut), 1238 nucleotides. RefSeq lists its product as uncharacterized. Bases 21 to 1028 code for a protein of 335 amino acids. The record is from RefSeq and is a predicted model, not a curated record. Gene Ontology annotation, cellular component: Golgi membrane. Gene Ontology annotation, molecular function: hexosyltransferase activity. NCBI's taxonomy places the organism in Eukaryota, Viridiplantae, Streptophyta, Magnoliopsida, Fagales, Juglandaceae. The transcript has a single exon.